AUGAACUUCUGCAUGCCAGACGUGUAUGAGAUGCCCCAUGCUGGGGUUGGGGGCUUCAGUGUUCAGAGCAGUGGGGAACACUGCAUGUACCCAGGCGAGGGGCCCGGGUAUGGACACUAUGAACCGCAGCCGCUUCACCACCCGCCCUGCAUGGAGCAGGCUUGGCACCCCAGCCAGCACUACUCGUGUUCGUACGCCGCGGGCCCGUCUUCUUUUAAGACCGAGUUCUGCAACACGGAGGUGCCUCUCAGCCACUUCCACCACCAGCCUGAGUAUUUUCCAGAGAUCAAACCGGACUUUUCCCACCUGCAGUGGAUGCAGGGGGCUCACAGGAAAGGGUACAUACCCAGCUACCUGGACAAGGACGAGCUGUGUGUCGUCUGCGGGGACAAAGCCACGGGUUAUCACUAUCGCUGCAUCACCUGUGAAGGUUGCAAGGGAUUCUUCAGGAGGACAAUCCAGAAAAAUCUCAGCCCAACAUACGCCUGCAAGUACGAGGGGAAAUGUGUGAUCGACAAAGUGACCAGAAACCAGUGCCAAGAAUGUCGCUUCAAGAAGUGCAUCGCUGUCGGCAUGGCAACAGACUUGGUGUUAGAUGACAGCAAGAGGUUAGCAAAACGUAGACUGAUCGAAGAGAACCGUGAGCGCCGGCGCCGAGAGGAACAACAGAAGACGGCAUGGGACCGACUAGAGCCCACCCAGGAGGAGUGGGACCUGAUCCGUUUGGUGACCGAGGCCCACAUGGCCACCAACGCACAGGGAAACCACUGGAAGCAGAAGAGGAAGUUCUUGAGUGCAGCAGGGGUGAAGGAUACUAAGCCCGAGGAUUUUGGUCAAGGCUCCAUGACAAAUCCAGCUGAAGAAAACAAGGUGGAUAUCGAAGCUUUUAGUCAGUUUACAAAAAUUAUCACCCCCGCCAUAACUCGAGUGGUGGACUUUGCCAAAAAACUGCCCAUGUUUUGUGAGCUGCCUUGUGAAGACCAGAUCAUCCUGUUGAAGGGCUGCUGCAUGGAGAUCAUGUCGCUGCGAGCAGCCGUGCGUUACGACUCGGAGAGCGAGACCCUCACGCUCAAUGGCGAAAUGGCCGUCACUCGUGAGCAGCUGAAAAAUGGAGGACUUGGUGUGGUGUCAGAUGCCAUUUUUGACCUGGGUGUGUCGUUGGCCUCCUUUAACCUGGAUGAUUCUGAGGUGGCUCUCCUACAAGCUGUCAUCUUGCUUUCAUCUGAUCGUCCUGGCCUGACCAGCGUAGCGCGAAUUGAAUGCUGCCAAGAGGAGUUCCUGCUGGCCUUUGAACAUUACAUCAACUACCGCAAGCACAAGGUGUCGCACUUCUGGCCCAAACUGCUGAUGAAGGUGACGGACCUGCGCAUGAUCGGAGCCUGCCACGCCAGCAGGUUCCUCCACAUGAAAGUGGAGUGUCCCACUGAACUGUUCCCUCCUCUCUUCCUGGAGGUCUUUGAGGACUGA
Molecule: messenger RNA, 1467 nt
Organism: Nematolebias whitei (Rio pearlfish)
Lineage: Eukaryota; Metazoa; Chordata; Actinopteri; Cyprinodontiformes; Rivulidae
Gene: thrb
Product: thyroid hormone receptor beta
Exons: 8
Coding region: 1-1467 (488 amino acids)
Biological process (GO): negative regulation of transcription by RNA polymerase II; thyroid hormone receptor signaling pathway; cell differentiation
Molecular function (GO): nuclear receptor activity; RNA polymerase II cis-regulatory region sequence-specific DNA binding; zinc ion binding
Source: RefSeq, a predicted model, not a curated record